AUUUCUUCAGUCGCACAUACCAAUUGUGUUGUUUUGCUUUUUUGAAUCACUCGAUCUUCUCGUUGAAGCAAUCUAUCGACGUAGCUACACUUUUUUUCACCCUUAUUUUGGCACAACAGCUGCAGUACAUUCAAGUUUAGUCAGUGCAACUAUCUGUCCAGUACACAUUUAACUGUGCAGAUUGUGAUAAUGGUGACUAAAAGUUCGUAUGCUUGCCGGUUUUUGAUCACCAGUAUACUCGCACUAAGACAACAAUCUCCCAUCGUUGCACAAAGCUGGAAGAGCUACUUGAGGCUUGGAUCGAGACAGCAACAACGGAUCUUCGAUAAUAAUCACGUCAUCUCGCGACUGAGGGCCAUAUUCGUGCGAUCUACUAAGUUGAGUCGCUCUAUCGAAGCGAGACCGCCACGUACUACCACAGCAGCUGCAUCCACGGGACUUGGUUUCUUAGCAUCGUUUUCGUUAUUCUCAUCGGGUAAAUCGAAGAAAGAUUCUGCAGCAGCGGAGAAGGAAGUCGGUGUGAAAAUGGCCGAAAAGGAAGCUGCCAAGAGCCUGAGCGAGACCAUUCAGCAUUCGGAUCAGCUGUUCGACGAGAACAAUUUUCAGGAGGCGUACGAUUUGUUGGUGAAAAGCACGAAUCCCGAAGCAUACGAGAUAAAAUGGCGCCUGGCUCGGGUGCUGUACAACCUGUCGAAAAGCACCCCCAGCCCCAAAAAGGAGGAAAUGGUCCGCGAAAGCUUCCAGUUUGCAACGGAAGCCCUGGCCCUGAAUGACAACGACUUCGCCUCGCACAAGUGGUACUCGAUUCUGUUGGACGCCAAGAGUGGGCUGGACGGUAUCAAGGAACGUGUCACCCAGCUGGAGAAUGUCAAGAAGCACAUGAAACGGGCACUGGAACUGAAUCCCACCGAUGCCACCAGCUGGUACAUUCUGGGUCAAUUUUACUACGGCCUGGCGGAACUGCCGUGGUAUCAGCGCAAAAUUGUGGCCACGAUUUUCGCUACGCCACCGAAUGGAACCUACGAGGAGGCAUUGGAUUGUUUCCAGAAGGCCGAACAAACGAAACCGAACUUCUACUCGAUGAAUCAUUUGAUGUUGGGAAAGUCUUAUCAAGCGCUGAAGAACAAUGAAAAGGCAAAGGAGUUUCUUUUGCUGGCUGCUAAUGUAACGGUGUUGAACGAAGAUGAUAAGCAGGCUAAAGAGGAGGCGGCUAAACUGUUGAAGAAAUUGUAAGAUGAUUUCGGAGGUAAACUCAAAUAAAACGCCUCAAUGUAGAGUUAGUAAUUUUCCAUAAAAAAUGCUAAGAAAAUGGGGUAUAAACAAUGGAUUAUUUAAAAUACAAAGUGCACUGUAAAAUUGUUAAUCCAUUUUUUGGUUAAUGGGUAGGUGUAUCAAAAUAAAGAGGAGAUGGCAGACAUUGUUAGUAUUAGGUUUUUGUAGAUUAUUUAGGCCAAACUCAAUCAUUUUAUAUUUUGUUAUCACUUUAUUUAUAUUGGCACAUUCGAAGUUCUCUAUUAAAAAUAUAUGCUUUAUAGGAGGUUUAAGGUUCCCCCAAACCCAUGCGACGCGACAAUUGCGAUGCUAUUCGAUCGCUUGGCGACUGCAAUUCUGUUUCCGUUGGUAUGGAAGCGUAAAUGGAACAAUGUCUGUAGCGACCCAACGAUAGAAUCGCGGCAAUGGAAUCCCUUAGGUCUGGGGGAGCCUUUAUGAAACUAUUUUUUUUUAUAUAUGUUUUUCUUACAGCCCAUAAGCAAGGAGACAUGACAUGUUAUUGUAUUGUAUUGUGUUAGGAUGGUUAUGAUAUAUUAUGAGAAAUAAGUAAAAGGAUUUUUGGUAUAAACAUAAAA
Molecule: messenger RNA, 1847 nt
Organism: Armigeres subalbatus
Lineage: Eukaryota; Metazoa; Arthropoda; Insecta; Diptera; Culicidae
Product: regulator of microtubule dynamics protein 1-like
Exons: 3
Coding region: 190-1233 (347 amino acids)
Cellular component (GO): spindle microtubule; mitotic spindle pole; cytoplasm
Molecular function (GO): microtubule binding
Source: RefSeq, a predicted model, not a curated record